Myotis lucifugus (little brown bat) is the source of this 2314-nucleotide messenger RNA. It is a transcript of the gene TMEM38A, whose product is annotated as transmembrane protein 38A. The coding region runs from base 71 to 982 and encodes 303 amino acids. Gene Ontology annotation, cellular component: membrane. The record is from RefSeq and is a predicted model, not a curated record. Gene Ontology annotation, biological process: potassium ion transmembrane transport. NCBI's taxonomy places the organism in Eukaryota, Metazoa, Chordata, Mammalia, Chiroptera, Vespertilionidae. The transcript has 6 exons. Gene Ontology annotation, molecular function: potassium channel activity; identical protein binding.
GGCGCAGUCGCGGGUUCGUGGGCGGCGGGACGCACCGGGCUGGGGGCUGGGGUGGGACCCGGCGGGCGCCAUGGAGCUGCUGUCCGCGCUGAGCCUGGGCGAGCUGGCGCUCAGCUUCUCUCGGGUGCCGCUCUUCCCCGUCUUCGACCUCAGCUACUUCAUCGUCUCCAUCCUCUACCUCAAGUAUGAGCCAGGAGCAGUGGAGCUGGCCCGGCGCCACCCCAUGGCAUCCUGGCUGUGUGCCAUGCUGCACUGCUUCGGGAGUUACAUCCUGGCUGAUCUGCUCCUCGGGGAGCCCCUGAUCGACUACUUCAGCAACAACUCCAGCGUCCUGCUGGCCUCCGCUGUCUGGUACCUGAUUUUCUUCUGUCCCCUGGACCUCUUUUACAAGUGUGUCUGCUUCCUGCCUGUGAAACUCAUCUUUGUGGCCAUGAAGGAGGUGGUGAGAGUCCGAAAGAUCGCCGUGGGCAUCCACCACGCGCAUCACCACUACCACCACGGGUGGUUCGUCAUGAUUGCCACUGGCUGGGUCAAAGGCUCUGGUGUUGCCCUCAUGUCCAACUUUGAGCAGCUGCUCCGAGGGGUCUGGAAGCCAGAGGCCAACGAGAUCAUGCACAUGUCCUUCCCCACCAAGGCCAGCCUGUACGGAGCUAUCCUCUUCACCCUCCAGCAGACGCGCUGGCUCCCGGUGUCCAAAGCCAGUCUCAUCUUCAUCUUCACCAUGUUCAUGGUGUCCUGUAAGGUGUUCCUGACAGCCACUCACUCCCACAGCUCCCCUUUCGAUGUUCUGGAGAGCUAUGUCUGUCCCGUGCUGUUUGGGACGGCCUUGGUGGGUGACCAUCACCACGACAACCACGGUGGGGCCCAUGGAGGGUCCCACGGUGGCAGUGGGCCCGGCUCCCCGCACUCCGCCAUGGCCACCAAGUCCAAGGAGGAGCUGAGUGAGGGCUCCAGGAAGAAGAAAACCAAGAAGGCAGAUUAGGGAGUGGCCCACGGGGCUUGUGGGGUGCUGGGGGGAAGACCCAGAACCUUCAGAGUCAGGGGUGGGGGAGGUGUCUUGGGCUCAAUUGUCCCCUCUCCAGGCCUCACCUUCCCUGUCUGCAAACUGGGGCCUUUAGCCCACCCUCUGGGGUUGAUGUGAGGGGUUAGAUGAGAUAUGGGGUAAAGGGCGUUUGUAGGAAUGGGGGUUCUCUCUGUGGAACCCCUGUUGAGCCAGAUUUGGGGGGAGGGGGCACAGAAUCAUGGCAGUGGCUCCAGCCAGAAACACGGGCAGUUAUGUUCUUGGCUCUAUUAUUUCCUUUUGAAAUUACAUUUUGACUGUAUUUCAAGCAUUAUUGAGACAUUUAUUUGACGGAUGAUUCCUGAGUACCUCCUGCGAUACAGCUGCUGUGAUUUCCAAUCUUGCUGACUCCAGGGCAUCCCUGGGCAAGGGGCCUCCUUCUCUGAGCCUUGCGCUCCCCAUCUGUGCAAUGGGGUCCCCUGGCCCUCCUCUGCACAAGAGCUGAUGUGAGGCUGGACGUGAACCAGCCUCGUGUGCUCAGAAGCACGGUGCGGUCAGCAGGAGAGCCAUGGCGGGUGUUCCCUGUGCUUGAGAACUGCUUUGUGCUUUAGAUCGUUUGUGUCUGUGGGUUGGAGACCCCCACAAGUUACCUGGCAGGAAGGAGGCCUUCAGUAGACACAUCUAGGCCAGGCUUGAGAACUUGGGAGGGUGGGAAAGGCUUGUUCUGAUCCUUGGCUUCGGGCUACCCCUAAACCAAAGAAAGACAGCUGGCUGAGCGGGGGCUCCAGGGUCCAGCUAUGUCCAGGGGGCUCCAAGCACUUGCUGUUGGGCCCUGGAAGCAUCAGGCCUUCCUCACGCCGGCUCAUUGCUGCUCAUUUAGUCACUCAACAAACAUGUUUCCGCCUACUCUGGGGCAGGCUGGGAACUUGCUUCUGGGUGAAUAAGGAGGAUGGUAGCUGAAGGCCCCUCCCAGCUGCCUUCAUCUAAUCCUAGGUCACCAGGAUGCCUGAGAGAGGUGGGUAGAUUGAGUAUGGCCAGUCGCUGGUGGGAGUUUGGGCCCAGACCAGGCCAGCAGAGGCUGCCCUCUGCACAUGGGUGCUCAGAAUGUGCUCAGGGCAUCAGCCUGCAGCUGCUUCGAGAUUGUCUUGGAGUUAUUGGGGUCCCAGGUGUUGCCCAGCUGCUGGGAAAGUGCCUUGAUCGGGUGAUACCUGGGAGCUGGGUGGGUCCUAAGACUGUAAGGCCCUGAAUUCAUCCUCUUGCAUGUCCAUCAAGGCUCGGCACGAAGGUUCAGCAAAUAAAUCUGUUGUGAGAGAA